Daphnia carinata is the source of this 1744-nucleotide messenger RNA. RefSeq names its product G patch domain-containing protein 3-like. The transcript is spliced from 2 exons. Gene Ontology annotation, molecular function: nucleic acid binding. The coding region runs from base 203 to 1690 and encodes 495 amino acids. Gene Ontology annotation, biological process: negative regulation of RIG-I signaling pathway; negative regulation of type I interferon production; positive regulation of DNA-templated transcription. The record is from RefSeq and is a predicted model, not a curated record. Lineage: Eukaryota; Metazoa; Arthropoda; Branchiopoda; Diplostraca; Daphniidae.
CUCGAGUGUGUACCAAAACUCAGAACCAAUAGCAAAGGUAGAUUAUUGCUCUUCAAGAAUUGUGAUCCACGUUCGACGUUUCCAUAGUAAUAUCUUUUUUUACUGGGAGAUGCAGUGUGUUAUGUACAAUUAACUUAUCGAAGGAAAAGCCCUAAUCUGUGCUAACUGCUUUUUAUUGUGCUAAGCAAUAGCCAAAGACAGAAUGGAUUCUGUUUAUUUGAUGAUCCUGAAUAUUCCGCGAAAUUUCCAUUCUUCAGAUUUAAGAAGCUAUUUUUCAGAUUUUAUUGAGAGUCAAGCGCACUUUACGUGUUUUCAUUUUCGCCAUCGACCGCAGCUCGAAUUAAUCAAUCCUUCGGAAGCCUUCAGUUUUGAGGAAAACAACUUCUACCUUAACAGCACGAGCGGAAUUAAAAGUGCACCUGCAUCAAAUCUGCUAAUCAAAGAUUCAGUCUGUUGUAUUGUGAAAUUAUUCAGUAAAGAAGCAAGAACAGAGGCCAUAAGGAAAUACAACUUGCAAAAUUGGGUUGACAAACAUGAGAGAUUCUUACCAAGUAGAUGUAUUGCCAUCGCUAUAACUGUAGUGGAAGAAUAUGUGAGAAAUUCUCUAGAUUCUUCAAUUUGCAUAAAUGAUGGGAAAGUAGAACUUAAGCUAUCAAAACAGAAAAUUGAACAAAUGGUUGAAUUAAAACCUCCUCCUCUCAUGCCCCGAGGAAAUGUAGGCACAUCUACAAAACAUUUUCUGAAUCUAAUUAACUCAUGCCGUCUACCCAGCAAUCUUAUAGGGAAAUUAGGAUUAAAUUUCCCUAAGACCAAAACUCGAAGAUAUGGCAAUGUUCCUUUCAACUAUGAAAAUCAUACAUGUGAGAAAAUUGAACUACCUGUUUCUUCAUUGACGAACUCAACAAACAGCAACAAUAAAAUAAAAAUAUUUCCUCAUGAACCAAAUUCCUACUCAGCAAAAAAGUGUACAAACAAAGGAGACACAAUGGAUGAUGAUGAUGUCGAGCAGGAGUGGGAUAGACACGAAGCUUUGCAUGACGAUGUGACUGAACAAGAGAGAAACAAAGAAAGACUUUAUGAAGAAGAGAUGGAAGUUGUGUGGGAAAAAGGAGGGCCUGGCAUCGUUUGGUACACAGACGCACAACGAUGGCAAGAAGCUGAAGGAGACUUUGACGAACAGACAGCCGAUGACUGGGAUGUUGACUAUUCUGUUUACUUUGAAGAAAAUGGUGGUGACAAGGAUGCAAGAGACUGUGCAGAGAUGCGUCGGAGUACCAUGUGGCGCCAGGGUAAUGUAGAAACCGUUUUCAAAAAACCACAAAUACUACCACUACGACGAAAGUCGUUCAUGGAACAUUCCACGGGAAGAAAUGUUGUCGGUCCAUUCGAGAAGCAUACCAAAGGAAUUGGCCGCCGCCUAAUGGAAAAGCAAGGAUGGCGUGAUGGCUUGGGUUUGGGAGUCGCUCAGAAAGGAAUAGCUCAGCCUAUUGAAAGCGAUGGUCAGAAGCCAAGAGAAAGGAAAGGGUUGGGUUAUUUUGGCGAGCGAUUACCACGAUUCCGCGUGGCGAAUUCAAGUAAAGCUAAGUGUGUUUUUAUCGCAACCGCUUAUGAUAGCCCUGCUGACACAGAUCCUCCGGAAUCUCUUAAUAGAAGAAAUCAACCGACCACCAUGAAAUAUCGGCAUAAAUGAAUACAAUUAAUUUAAUAUUAUUUUGUUAAAUAGACGUUUCAAACUAUGACAGAA